ACUUCCCUUCGCUAAAAUCAAAGAUGGCGUUCUUUGGGAAGGCUUUACGGUGUUGUAUCAAGUUUUUUCAGUGGAUCCCAGUAGUUUUCAUCAAUUCAGUCAUCGUCUGGUCGUACUAUGCAUAUGUAUUUGUAUUAUGUUUUGAAAACGUCAAUUCCAACAUUGAGAGAACUAUUUACCUGGUCUGUUACCACCCUUUCUUUGUAAUGCUGAUGAUUUCGUACUGGAGAACAAUAAUGACAGAACUCAAACCUGUUCCUGGUCAGUUUGUACUUUCUCGAGAAGACAAAGAAAAAAUUGAAAACGGGGAAAAUGCUAAAGAAAUAUUGGAAAGAAUAUCAAACAAUCUCCCAACUUGUACUAGGACUGUCUCAGGAGCUGUUCGUUAUUGUGAUAUCUGUAACCAGAUUAAACCAGAUCGAUGUCAUCACUGUUCAAUGUGUAGAAAGUGUGUACUUAAAAUGGACCAUCACUGCCCUUGGGUUAAUAAUUGCGUGUGYUUUUAUAACUACAAAUUCUUCAUCUUGUUCCUGUUCUAUGCAAUCCUUUAUACAUUAUAUAUAACUGCCACAGUUACAAAGUACUUUGUUGCCUUUUGGAGGAAUACACUUGAAGGUGAAGGAAAACUGCAUAUAUUAUUUCUAUUCUUUGUGGCUGURAUGUUCUGCAUCAGUUUGUGGUCAUUGUUUGGCUACCAUAUUUAUCUUACAGCAACAAAUAAAACAACAUUAGAAUCCUUUAGAGUUCCACAUUUUAUCAAUGGUCCAGAUAAAAAGGGCUUCAAUCUGGGAGCGACAAUGAAGAAUGCUGAACAAGUAUUUGGAGUAAAUAGGUUGUUAUGGUGUGUUCCAGUUUUUACAAGCCUUGGUGAUGGAAUUCGAUAUCCUCUCAACCAUCUUCCAGAAGCAGAUUCGUUGCUAGGUAACCGAUGGAUGGAGGAAGGUGGUUACCAGGACCGUGAUGACAAUGAAGAGAAAUUAAUGAGAAAUGUAGAUAGUGUACACRGUUCAUCUGAAGUCAGUGAAGUCAAUGAAUUGGAUCCUACAGUAUCAGUAAACACACGACCCGAUGUAUUGGCCAUUAAUGUUGCACCAUCUCAAGACGAUGACGACACAACGCUAUAGUAUUUUGUAUGAAAAAGAAUUUUUUGUAUAUUUUUUUGUAAUUUUAGUUAUAAUUUUGUUUUCAAUUAUUAUUAUUUUUGUAAUAAUAAUCGUUGAAUGGCAUUGCUAAAAUGUCUUCACAUAAAGAGAUUUGCAGUCAGAAAUCAUAUGGCACAGUUCCGAGAUGAAAAAUGUACARAGGAUCGUAACUCUAUUAAGUCUAAUCAGUGUAUAAGACACRUUUUCCAAAAUAUUGUUCUCACUAACCUACAUUUCAAUAUUCACUUGAUAAGUUGGCUUGCUUCUUAUUGAUCGGAAUAUUUUAAAGAUAUAUAUCGACUUUUUUGCAUGCUUUGGAUUUCAUAUUGCAAGUCACAAUCCCCACUGCUUGAUAAUGUAAUGUACUAUAGAAAUGAAGCUAAAAAAAUGACGGGGUUGGGAAUUAUUAGAUAAUGGUAAUAAGAUUAGACGAUUUCAUGAGGACAUGGAAUUGGAGUGAUCGCACUUAAACCGUGAAACUGUACAAACUAAAUAGUGCCAUUUAGUUGCAUUUAGUAAAUCGUGCACGAUAAUAAAUGGUUGUAAAAUAAAGACUUAACGCAUUUGUAGUUUAUCAAAAUAAAGACACAUGAAGCAUUUCUAGUCAACUAAAAGACACAGGACGCUUUUCCAGUGAAUUCGGAUGCAAAAUUAAAUUGAUACAAAUGAAGCAUUCAAUACCGUAAGAUGUACUUCUGAUACCGUACAAUUCGAUUUUGUACAGUUGCACGGUUUAAGUGCGAUCACUCUGAUAGCGCGGUUCAUAAUAAAACCUUUAAUUGCCCUAUUUCAUUUUGACGUAACAGUAUAUAAACAUCGGGGAAAGAUGCUCAAAAAGUGGAAAUUGGAAUGCAUUUAGAGAGUAGAACUUCAUUGUAUCGCGUUUUGAUAUACGCCAUGUAUCAAAGAUUGUUCAUGUACAUUUUAUUUGACAUGCAGUCACUCUGAUCCCGUCUGGCGACCAUAAUCCUGUGAUACCAUAAUGAAAUAGGGCAAUUGUUUAUKUUGCUGAAAACACACUCGAUCGGACGUUUUAGUGUAUGUAAAAUCAUUUGCAAAACGUUGGAUCUCACGUGUACAUAGCUGAGUAUAGUUGGACAACGAGUUUUUGACAAUGUCCACGAUGAAAUAUACAUAAUAUAUAAAUAUUGCAAUAGUUAUUAUUAUAAUAGCCUAAUAAUGGUUCACAAUUGAUUGUUAAAUAAGUACACUAAAUAAAUAACCUAAAUAAUCUUGCUUAUCACGAAGAUUUUUUUCAAUAACAACUUAGACUUAAUUACCAAGUACCAAAGAAAAAUUGCCGUAUUUAAUUCGGGUGUUAACCAUUGUAAUAACAACUGAGCACUGAACCAUGARAAAAGACAGGAAGAGGAAAGGUUUCUUCUGAACAUAUAAA
Exaiptasia diaphana is the source of this 2538-nucleotide messenger RNA. Its product is annotated as palmitoyltransferase ZDHHC15B. NCBI's taxonomy places the organism in Eukaryota, Metazoa, Cnidaria, Anthozoa, Actiniaria, Aiptasiidae. Gene Ontology annotation, cellular component: endoplasmic reticulum; Golgi apparatus. The record is from RefSeq and is a predicted model, not a curated record. The coding region runs from base 24 to 1124 and encodes 366 amino acids. Gene Ontology annotation, biological process: protein targeting to membrane; peptidyl-L-cysteine S-palmitoylation. Gene Ontology annotation, molecular function: protein-cysteine S-palmitoyltransferase activity. The transcript has 10 exons.